This is a messenger RNA of Schistocerca piceifrons (Central American locust), 2052 nucleotides long. Its product is annotated as toll-like receptor 13. Gene Ontology annotation, cellular component: membrane. Gene Ontology annotation, biological process: inflammatory response; toll-like receptor signaling pathway; immune response. The coding region runs from base 1 to 2052 and encodes 683 amino acids. The transcript is spliced from 7 exons. NCBI's taxonomy places the organism in Eukaryota, Metazoa, Arthropoda, Insecta, Orthoptera, Acrididae. The record is from RefSeq and is a predicted model, not a curated record. Gene Ontology annotation, molecular function: protein binding; transmembrane signaling receptor activity.
AUGGGGCCCUAUGCGUCUGGAUUUUGCGAAUUAUCAGGUGCUUCCUUUGAAAACUUGACUUGCCAUUUUAGAGGAUGGAAUGUAAUUGCUGCUGCUCUCGUUGUUGCUUCUGUUACUUACAACUGCAGAAUGAUGAUGUGUAAUAGCCAUUACUACAGAUUUAUUUGCAAUAAUAAGACUCAUAAAUUAUUGAAAUGUGAUCCAACCCAACAUGCUCCACCAGAAAGGCAAAAUGAGAGGAUGCUGCAGGAUGUUUUUCCAUAUAUGCCCAAACUCAGAGAACUUAGUCUUGCAAACUGUGAUAUUACUGUGUUUCCAGAAAAUACCUUUCAUAAUUUAGAAAAUCUGAGAAAACUGUCCAUACACCAAAACCCAUACAGCAAGUUUGAACAAGGGAUAUUUCAAAAUUUGAAGAAGCUUAAGUACUUGAAUAUGGGCUAUAUUGCAUCAGAAGAGGAUUUGGAAAUAGAUUUUAGAGGCCUUAAUGAACUUGAAGUUCUUGAUGCUACUCAUACUAGACUUCCAGUCACAGAAUAUACAUUUUGUAACUUACCAAAUUUAAAAGAAUUACAACUUAAAGAAUCAGGAGUACUAACCUAUGACCCAACAGUUUCAAAAUGUUUGACAAAUCUGGAAGUUUUAGAUCUGUCUGGUAACCAAAUAUUAUGUGAUCACUUUUAUGAAAUAUUCAAUGAAAGCUUGAACCUAACCAAAUUAGGAAUGUCUGACUGUGAGUAUCAUAAUUUGAAGGAAGAAUCAAUUGCUGGGUUUGUAAGAAACCUGAAACAAUUAAAAUUUCUUUCUCUUGAAAGAAAUAAGUUCGCUUCCAUGCAUGCAUUAAAGUUUGUAGGAGACUUAAAUAACUUGGAAACACUUAAUCUAAAUGGAAACAACUUAGUUUCAUGGGAUAAUGAUGUUUUACCCAGUACUGUGAAGUUGAAAAAUGUAUUUAUUGCCUCAAAUCAAAUUACUGGCAUCAGUAGAGGAAUGAUGAAGGAUUUCUUAACAUUGAACACACUGGAUGCAUCAAACAAUCCAUAUCUCUGUUACUGUAGCUUAAGUGAUUUCAAUAAGUUUGCUCAAUUACUUAGCGAACGAAAGAAAACCUGUGAGAAGUUUUGUGCAAUGACUGAUGGUAUACAGCAUCAAAAAAAUUCUUCAUGUCUCGAAAAAUGUAGAAAGGAAAGCAAAUAUAACAAAGAUUUACAACAAAUGAUUGAUAAUGUCAAUGGCAGUUAUAAAGCUGAAGAAAUUACGCUGGAAAUUAAAGGGUGGCGUGAAGGAACAUAUCAAUGUUUAGACAAUUCUGGCAGGACAAAUAUUCAGAAUUUUCAGUUUGAAAACUGGCAAUGUUUUCCUAACAGGAUAGGUUACUCAUCACCGGAAGAGCAAAUAAUGGCAACGUGGAAGAUUGUUGUCAUUGUACUGAGCUGUGUCAUAGUACUGAUGUUGGGAGUAUGCUACUGGAAAUGGAAAUACAUAUAUCAGUUUGGUCGAGCAGUACGCAGUGUCACAUUGCUCCGUCUGCUGGAUGAUGAAAAAAAUUGUCCCAAUAAUGGAGAAGUCGGUGCUGGAUCAGCGUUCUCUUAUGACGUAUUUAUAUCAUACAGUGAUCCCAAUAGACAAUGGGUACUUGAAGAGCUGGUGCCAAAUUUUGAGGAAAACUCAGAUCUCAAAGUAUGUCUGCAUGAAAGAGAUUUCCAGGUUGGCUUGAGCAUACUAGAGAACAUUAUCUCAUGCAUGGAUCAGAGCAGAAGUAUCUUGCUGGUCAUCUCACAGGCUUUUCUUCGCAGUCAGUGGUGUCAAUUUGAAUUACACAUGGCACAACAUCGCUUGCUUGAGACUCGACGUGAGGAUUUGAUUCUUGUUCUCCUCGAGGAGAUACCAACAAGCAGAAGACCCAAAAUGCUGCGUUACCUUAUGCUCACGAAAACUUACAUACAGUGGCCUGGAUAUGAUGCUGGAGCAGAAGAACUCAAAUUGUUCUGGAAGAGACUGCGUCGCGCAGUACUGCUGCCACGUGUGAUUCAAAUUCAAGAUGCACAGGCUUGA